Tilletiopsis washingtonensis is the source of this 1557-nucleotide messenger RNA. RefSeq lists its product as hypothetical. The transcript has a single exon. Bases 1 to 1557 code for a protein of 518 amino acids. NCBI's taxonomy places the organism in Eukaryota, Fungi, Basidiomycota, Exobasidiomycetes, Entylomatales. The record is from RefSeq and is a predicted model, not a curated record.
AUGGGCCAGCCCGGCACUGCGGCCGGCGCCGUGGCCGGCAUCUUUGCCGGCCUCGCCGUCAUCUUCUUCGGCUACAAGGCGUACGUCAAGUGGCACCACCACCGCGUGCGCAAGCUCAACGAGCAGACGCUGCCGCCGAUCCGCGAGCCGCCGCCCGCCUACGUGAGCCACGGCGGCGGCGGCUCGCCGUACGCGCCGCCCUCGACGAUCGGCACGCUGUACGGCGAGACGUGGCGCAGCAGCUGGCGCGGCAGCAGCGGCAAGGGCAGCCCCGGCGGCACCAACGCCUCGCUCUCGGACAUGCGCCGCCUCAGCUCCAGCGGCCUGCUCGUCGCCAGCCCGACGGGCGGCAGCAGCCACUACGGCCUCAGCGGCGUCGCCACGCCUGCUGCCGAGAGCUCGGCGCCCGGCUCGCCGCUGAGCCCCGCGGCCGACUUCCUGCCGCCGCAGUUCCCCGGCGAGGCGCACGAGGCGCACCUGCGCAACUCGAGCUCGAGCAGCACCAACGCGCUGCAGCGCUCCUACGCCGGCUCCAUCUACUCGCACUCCAACGUCGGACACGGCAGCUCCGGCGGCCAGAGCUAUGACGCGCAGCAGGGCCCGCCGCCGCGGCGCCACUCGUACCUGCCGCAUCUGCCGUCGAACCGCGAGUCGAUCCACAUUGUGCCGCCGCAGCCGCUCGGCUUCGGCCUCGGCGGCCUUGCGCAGGCCGUCGACCAGAAGACGCUCGCCUUCUCCAAGGGCAGCGGCAUCGGCGACGGCGACGAGUUCACCACCGGCCUCGUGUGGGAGGGCAACGACGGCAGCGGCGGCGCCAACGACUUUGGCGCCGCGGGCGGCAGCGCAGCCGCAGCGGCGCGCAUGCGCGAGAUGGAGCGUGCCCGCUACCUGGCGCAGGGCCCGGUGCGCUCGGCGUCCAACACGACGGCCGGUGCUGCGGGCGAGGGCUGGUCGACGCCAGACCACCCGAGUUCGCGCAGCCUGAGCCCGGCACAGCUCGCCGGCUCGUCGUCGCUCUCCUCCUCGUCCGACGCCGGCAGCUCGCCGCGCCCGACGCGGAGAGCACCGGCGAGCAGCUCGCGCGACCCCGUGCUGGCCAAGCCGCUGCCCUCGCAGCCCGGCGGCGGCUCGCGCUCGUCGCACACCGUCGCGGCGUCGCACCUGCAGUCGCCGCUGCAGCUCGUCUCGCAAGGCGCCGCGCCGUACGCCACUGCAGAUCGCUCGACGCCGCCGUCUCUCGGCUCGCACGGCGGCUCGCCGAUCAUCGGCGCCUUCCGCUCCAGCCCCAGCGGCGGCCCGCUGAGCGACACGCGCGGCUCGACGCCCGUGCGCAGCGCCGGCACGCCGGAGCUGGCCUCGCGCUCCGACUCGGGCACGGGAGGCAGCAGCCGCACGACGGCGUCGAGCAGCGUUGUCGACGGCGCCGUUGACGUGCCGUCCGAGGAGCUGCCGGCGCACCGCGGCCGCAGCUUUGCCGUGGGCAAGGAUGGCCAGCUGCGCAUGACGGGCGCCGCCGAGGAGGCAUGGCGAGCGCCCGGCGUGGCAGCGCAGGCCUGA